CUGGGGGAGCGGGACAUGGGGGGAGGGGCCUCCAGUCCCUGGAUACAGCAGCCAGUCACAGUCAGGCCAGAUGCUGAAGAACUCCUCAGACAUAACAUGCAGGUUCCUCAGCGCAGAGCCGAUGGAAGACCCGGACCUCAGCCACCUCCAGGGGCCCGGCCCAGAAUGCCCCAGUUUCAGGCAGAAAGCAUCCGUAUCCCCUUUGCGGGACAUGGGCGGGGGAGAGCCAUGCCCCCCCCAGUGUUGCAUCCUCGGGUGGUCCCGGCCAUCCCCGACCUGCUGGUGACAGCCUUGGCCGCAGGGGGGGAAGGGAUCCCCGGAGCCAGGCCCGGGGCUCUGGGCUAUGGCCACUGGCCCCAGGCCUACUUAGAGAACCAGCAUGCCGCCUUGUUCGGGGCCGGAGACGGGAGGAUGAGAGUGAGCGUGCCGGGGAGGCGCAGUCCAUUCUUUCCUGACCCUCAUCGAGGCCGCCAGGCCGUGCCCCACGUGCGAAGACAUCGAAGAUCCCGCGCCCUCCCCGAGCUGCUCCUGGCCACGCUGGCCCGAACGGAAGGCGAGUUCUCGGGAGCCGGCUCCCAGGCCCUGGCCCAGGGCCCGCAGGCCUCGCAGGCGGCGCCAGACCCCACCGGCGGCGACAGAGCCGGGCCCGCCCCCUGGCCCCCGAGACCCCAAGACCCCGCCGACGGCCUUCCCCAGCCGGCCGGAAGAGCCGAAGACGCUCUCGGCGCCCAGAGCCCCUCGGGGACCAUGUAACCAGGCUCCGAAAGAACCAGAGCCCGCCCCCUCGGCCCUGUCCCUCCCCUCCCCGCCCCCCUCCUCUCCCCCCUCCCCUGCCCUCGGGCCUUCUCCCUGCCCUCCCUCUCUGCCUCAAGGCUCCCACCAGCAGCCUCCUCGCGGGACAUAGGAGAAAGGGAGGAGGUCCUCAGGGACUUCUCACCCCCUUGCUGUGACCCCUAUCGCGGAUUUAUUCUUUGAAAGUUUGCUUAUGUUACUCAACAGUUUGGUCUGAAGCUAAAAGAGCUCGCAUGAAUGCAAGAAGAAAAAUAAACACCUUCUCUAUUGA
This is a messenger RNA of Antechinus flavipes (yellow-footed antechinus), 1063 nucleotides long. RefSeq names its product collagen alpha-2(I) chain-like. The transcript has 2 exons. The record is from RefSeq and is a predicted model, not a curated record. The coding region runs from base 16 to 753 and encodes 245 amino acids. Lineage: Eukaryota; Metazoa; Chordata; Mammalia; Dasyuromorphia; Dasyuridae.